AUGGCGGCGGCCGUGGCGGCCUCGGCCCUGCCCAUCGCCGCCGCGCGGCUGGUGUCCGCGUGCAGCCGCAGCAUCCUCGGGCCGUGGGGGCCCGGAGCGGCCUCCCUGUGGCCUGCUUCUCGGAGAUUCAGUUCGCAGAGCACUUCGCUUCCACGACAAUAUGUUCCUAAAACCUCCCUGAGUUCACCACCGUGGCCAGAAGUCAUCCUGCCAGACCCUGCUGAGGAGACCAGACACCAUGCAGGGGUCGUGGAGAAGGUGAACGAGCUGAUCGCCACGGGCCGGCACGGCAGGCUGUUUGCCGUGGUACACUUUGCCAGCCACCAGUGGAAGGUGACCUCCGAAGACCUAAUUCUAAUCGAAAAUGAGUUAGACGUUGCGUGUGGAGAGAGGAUUCGGUUGGAGAAGGUCCUGCUGGUUGGUGCUGACGACUUCACGUUGGUGGGCAAACCCCUGCUAGGGAAGGGUCUUGUCCGUGUCGAGGCCACUGUCAUUGAAAAGACGGAAUCGUGGCCGAAAGUCAACAUGAAGUUCAAGAAAAGGAAGAACUACAGGAAGAAGAAAAUUAUUGUGAGCCCACAGACUGUCCUCCGGAUAAACACCAUCGAGAUUGCUCCGUGUCUGUGCUGAUCAUGGAGCCAACGUUGACAGAAAUACAAAAGUAAACUCGUUCUC
This is a messenger RNA of Molossus molossus (Pallas's mastiff bat), 675 nucleotides long. It is a transcript of the gene MRPL21, whose product is annotated as mitochondrial ribosomal protein L21. Gene Ontology annotation, cellular component: mitochondrial large ribosomal subunit; ribosome. Gene Ontology annotation, molecular function: RNA binding; structural constituent of ribosome. Gene Ontology annotation, biological process: translation. The transcript is spliced from 7 exons. The record is from RefSeq and is a predicted model, not a curated record. NCBI's taxonomy places the organism in Eukaryota, Metazoa, Chordata, Mammalia, Chiroptera, Molossidae. The coding region runs from base 1 to 630 and encodes 209 amino acids.